Populus euphratica (Euphrates poplar) is the source of this 2042-nucleotide messenger RNA. Its product is annotated as UDP-glycosyltransferase 73D1. NCBI's taxonomy places the organism in Eukaryota, Viridiplantae, Streptophyta, Magnoliopsida, Malpighiales, Salicaceae. Gene Ontology annotation, molecular function: UDP-glucosyltransferase activity. Bases 551 to 2032 code for a protein of 493 amino acids. The record is from RefSeq and is a predicted model, not a curated record. The transcript has a single exon.
AACAAAUGGGCCAGCUAUAUUCAACAUUUAUGGCUUUCAUCCAAUAUCUAUCAUUUCACACAACAAUUUAUAAGAUCGUUUUCACAUGCAAUUCAUAUAUGUAUACAUGUAUGAAUGAGAGUAGAGGCAUGUCGGAGAGAAUUAUAGUUAAGGCCACAGCCCAUAGAUUAACAGGGCCAACCUUGGAUGUCAUACAGUCAAUUACUGGCUUCAAGGGCUGAAUAUGGUGACAAGAUGAUAUGACUAUUAAUUUUGAAUAUAAUUUCCCUUCGUCCAGGUAGAAGUUUUUCAAAAUCAUGAUCUGCAUGCCUUUUGACUUGUCAAAGGGCACACCAGAUCCACGUUGGUCGAGUCAAGGAAGUAAACAGGAAAUUGCAACCCUGUAUAUUUGCCACUCACCUAAAAACUCUGUCGCUCGACUUGUUCAAAGUCAAGCUCACAUAAUAAGACUUGGCCAAUUAUUAAUGGGAUUGCGAAACUUUCACAUAACAAACCAGUUUUGUUUCUUCUCCAUUUUUGUAUAAGUAGAAACAUUACCAGUCCUGCUGUAAUGGCGCCUCCAAUGUCUAGUCAACUGCACUUUGUGUUGAUCCCGCUUAUGGCACAGGGACACAUGAUCCCCAUGAUAGACAUGGCCAGGCUCAUUUCAGAGCGUGGUGUGACUGUAAGUUUGGUCACUACCCCUCACAAUGCAUCAAGAUUUGUGUCAAUAAUCGAAAGAGCAAGAGAAUCUAGUCUCCCUAUUCGGCUUGUGCAGAUACCGUUUCCAUGCGAAGAAGUGGGACUCCCUAUCGGCUACGAGAAUCUUGACACCUUACCUUCAAGAGACCUACUGAAGAGAUUCUAUGUUGCAGUUGCUAGGCUUCAGCAGCCAUUAGAACGCAUACUUGAACAUGCCAAGCCUCGUCCAAGCUGCAUAAUAUCAGACAAGUGCUUAUCCUGGACAGACAAAACCGCUCAACGCUUCAACAUCCCACGGAUUGUUUUUCAUGGGAUGUGCUGCUUUUCUUUGUUGAGUUCUAAUAAUAUAAGGCUUCACAAAGCUCACCUUACUGUAAAUUCGGAUUCAGAACCUUUUGUGGUGCCAGGGAUGCCAAAAAGUUUUGAGAUAACAAAGGCUCAGCUACCGGGAGCAUUCGUAAGCUUGCCUGAUUUGGAUGACGUCCGUAACAAGAUGCAAGAGGCUGAAUCUUCAGCUUAUGGGGUUGUGGUUAAUAGUUUUGACGAGUUGGAGCAUGGUUGUGCUGAGGGGUACGGAAAGGCUCUAAAGAAGAAAGUAUGGUGCAUUGGACCAGUUUCUUUAUAUAACAAGCAGAGUUUAGAUAUGUUUGAGAGAGGAAACAAAGCUUCAAUUGGUAAGACACAAUGCUUGGAAUGGCUUGACUCUAUGGAGCCAGGGUCUGUUAUUUACGCUUGCCUCGGUAGCCUAUGUCGCCUAGUGCCAUCGCAGUUGAUAGAACUAGGUUUGGGUUUGGAAGCAUCUAAUAAACCCUUUAUCUGGGUAGUGAAAACUGGAGAGACAGGUUCUGAAUUAGAGGAAUGGUUCGUGAAGGAGAGGUUUGAAGAAAGGAUCAAAGGAAGGGGGCUUCUGAUCAAAGGCUGGGCUCCUCAAGUCCUUAUUUUGUCCCAUAGAGCAGUUGGAGGAUUCUUAACUCAUUGUGGUUGGAACUCUACUGUUGAAGGGAUCUGCUCUGGCGUGCCAAUGAUAUCAUGGCCUCAGUUUUCCGAGCAAUUCUUUAAUGAGAAGCUAAUCGUUGAGAUUUUAAGGAUCGGUGUGCGAAUCGGCGUUGAGGUUCCAGUGAGAUGGGGAGAAGAAGAGAAAGUUGGAGUGUUAGUGAAGAAAGACGAAGUCAGGAAGGCAGUAAUUACGUUGAUGGAUGCAGGCGGAGAAGAAGGCAAGAACAGAAGGAAGAGAGCAAUUGAACUUGGAAAGACGGCAAAGAAGGCUAUGGAAUUGGGUGGAUCUUCCAACCUCAACCUUUCAUUCUUAAUCCAAGAUAUCAUGAAGCUACAAAACUCAAAACAAGGCUAAGAAUUUUUUA